Drosophila rhopaloa is the source of this 13379-nucleotide messenger RNA. It is a transcript of the gene CadN, whose product is annotated as neural-cadherin. The record is from RefSeq and is a predicted model, not a curated record. Gene Ontology annotation, biological process: homophilic cell-cell adhesion. Lineage: Eukaryota; Metazoa; Arthropoda; Insecta; Diptera; Drosophilidae. Gene Ontology annotation, molecular function: cadherin binding; calcium ion binding. Gene Ontology annotation, cellular component: cell-cell junction; catenin complex; plasma membrane. The coding region runs from base 788 to 10090 and encodes 3100 amino acids. The transcript is spliced from 23 exons.
GCUCAUUGUGUCGAUUGAGUUGCUCGUGGAAGGACGACGACGACGGCGGUGUCUCCAGUCUUUGAGUUUCGGUUCGGUCCGCGCCAAAGGAUAUACAGACCCACACACACCAAUAUUUAAUACCGCCCACCACCCCCCGAAUACAUAGGCGCAGUGAAAAAUUCUAUACGUUUGCUGUGUCUGUGUGCGUGUCUCGCGUCGCGUGUUCGAGUGCGUGUGUGUGAAAUGGGCACAGCGAAAAUAAUUUAAAUAAAUUCGGAAGAGUCCAUAAAGAAAGUUAAUGCAAAAUUCUUUUCUCCUUACAAAAUCUGUAUAAAAGAAUUAAAUUUAAGAAAGAAAAUACAACAUAUACCACAAAAAAAGAUAUAUAUAAGAUAUAUCCUUGUGUGUGUGCCAGUGUCCAAUGUGCAAAAGUGUUGAUGGAAACUAAAACCAAUAAAACGUAAAGCUAACCGGGUUUUAAGUCCCAAAGAGAUUAUUGUAGUAAAAACACAAGCACUUGUUAAAAAUCAAUAACUGGGAUUAGUAGCUGAAGUUUAUAACAAAAAAAAAACACGGAAAAGGAAAUCGGAGAAGAAUCAACAAAACUUAAAAUUGUGCCACCCACAAAGAAACAACGAAAAUGUAUUGAUUAGCAGUGGAAAAAAGUGGACAGGACAAAAGGAAUUCACCCAUGAAUAAGUCAAGCGUAAGGCGUAAAAUCCACAAUUGAAGAGGGAGAAAAAAAGGAGAAUAAGUCACGAAAAAAGUGCUAAUCGUCAACAGGAUCAAACAGUGCCGCGGCAAAAUGGCGGCACGACGUUGCCUGAAUCAGCUCAGGCAACGUUAUAUAACCAACCGAUUAAAUCUAUACACCUGCGCGAUAUUUUUGAUAUCUCUACCGUUAAUUUUGGCCAUAGAGGAGACCACAUUUGCUGGUUUGUCGGCGGAAAAUGCGGCUCGCAUGUUGGCCGGCAGUCCUGGCGAUGUGGAAAAGUCACCGUCGCAUCACAGCGAAAUGUCCUUGGUGCUGCCACACGAUACCUAUCCCGGAUUUAGCAUCAAGAAGUUCAAGACCCAUCCCGUUAAGAUAAAUGGUAGCUCGCAUGCCGGCGGAGCUGCCUAUCACAUGUUGAAUAGUGAUUACUCCAAGUACUUUACGGUACUGGAAGAUGGUGUGGUGAUGACCACGGCGGAUAUAUCCCCGCUUGUCAAUCGUCCAGUUCAAUUGGUGGUCGUUGAACAAACGCCCAAUGUCACCAACACCCACAAUCUCCAGUUGUUCGUGAUGCAUCGCAAUGAUAUGCUGCGGUUUUCGGGUUCCCUACUCGAUGCCAGUGGUGAAGUUAGGGAGAAUCAACCGGCGGGUACCAGGGUGCGUGGAGUACCUCUGAUGCAGGCCUUCAGCGGAUCCAUCCUGGACGAAGAACUGGCCACGCCCAAGAAAGUGAGGUACACCAUCAUCGAUGGCAACGUGGAUGAUGCAUUUGCUCUGCAGGAACGCAAGGCCAAUAAAAACAUCCAAAUCAGCGCCAAAUCCUUGGUAAUUAAUGGCGAUGACGAGUCCGGUGUUUGGCUGGUCACCAAUCGUCCCUUGGACCGUGAAGAACGGGCUCACUACGAUCUCUCCGUGGAAGCAUCCGAUGUAGAUGGCUUGGAUAAGACAGUUUCCAAAAUACAAAUCACCGUGCUCGAUGAAAACGACAAUAGACCGAUAUUUAAGUCCCUGGAUUAUAAGUUCGCCAUUGCUGGUCAAAAAUCGGUGAAUAUGGAGAGCAACAGUAGUGUGACCUAUCAGCGAUUUGCGAUCAUGGGAAAAGUAGAGGCCACCGAUGCUGAUGGGGAUAAAAUUGCCUAUCGCCUCAAGUCGCCCAGCAAUGUUGUGAUUAUAGUCCCUCAAACUGGCGAAAUAAUGCUGGCCGGUGAGCCCACCUCAAAUGAGCUUCUCAUCGAGGUGUUGGCUCAUGAUUUGAGGUAUCCCAGUCUACUGAGUGCCAAGCCCGCAAAGGUCCUGCUGGAAUUUUUGGCUGCUGAACCAGUUUCGUUUAUUAUGCAACAUCUGGAACACGAUGAGGUGAAUAAUCACUCACAUCACCGCGAGAAAAGACGAGUUACCCGAGCUGUUCGACCCACCAAGAGGAUUGAGUUCACCGAAGCUGAUGGAGAUACUGAGGGAAAAUCGGUAUUUCAGUUGGAAAAGGAAACCGACAAGGAAACAUUCAAGAUCAGGGAUGAUAAUCCCUGGGUGACGGUGGAAACAAAUGGCGCGGUGCGAGUCAAGAAGAAGUGGGACUACGAGGAGCUGGGUCCGGAGAAGACCAUCGAUUUCUGGGUCAUCAUCACCAAUAUGGGGCAUAAUGCUGGCAUCAAGUAUACGGACAACCAGCGUGUGAUAAUCCUGGUGAAGGAUGUGAACGAUGAGCCACCGUACUUCAUCAACCGACCGCUGCCAAUGCAGGCCGUGGUCCAGCUAAAUGCACCACCCAAUACUCCCGUUUUUACACUCCAAGCCCGAGAUCCCGAUACCGAUCAUAAUAUCCAUUACUUCAUCGUUCGCGAUCGAACUGGCGGACGUUUCGAGGUGGAUGAGCGAUCUGGAGUGGUGCGAACUAGGGGCACGGAUCUCUUUCAACUGGAUAUGGAGUAUGUCCUGUAUGUGAAGGCCGAGGAUCAGAAUGGAAAGGUCGAUGAUCGCAGAUUCCAGAGUACUCCGGAGGAGCGACUGUCUAUUGUUGGUGGCAAACGAGCUCCUCAGUUCUAUAUGCCCAGCUAUGAAGCCGAGAUUCCAGAAAACCAGAAAAAGGACUCCGACAUCAUUUCGAUUAAGGCCAAGUCGUUCGCAGACCGCGAAAUCCGCUACACUUUGAAGGCCCAGGGCCAGGGAGCCGGCACCUUUAAUAUCGGACCCACGUCGGGCAUUGUCAAGUUGGCCAAGGAGUUGGACUUUGAGGAUCUGCGACAGCCGCACGUGUACUCGCUGAUUGUGACAGCCACCGAGGACUCCGGGGGAUUUUCCACCUCUGUCGAUCUCACCAUUCGCGUAACUGAUGUGAACGAUAAUGCUCCUAAGUUCGAGCUGCCCGAUUAUCAGGCCCACAAUGUGGAUGAGGAUAUUCCGCUGGGCACAAGCAUACUUCGUGUCAAAGCUAUGGAUUCGGAUUCCGGAUCGAAUGCCGAAAUCGAAUACCUAGUGUCCGAUGACCAUUUCGCCGUGGAUUCCAAUGGAAUCAUCGUGAACAACAAGCAAUUGGAUGCGGAUAACAAUAAUGCCUACUAUGAGUUCAUAGUCACUGCCAAGGACAAAGGUGAACCGCCAAAAUCGGGAGUGGCUACAGUUCGUGUUUACACCAAAAAUAAGAACGAUGAGGAGCCAAAGUUCUCACAGCAAGUCUAUACACCCAAUGUCGAUGAGAAUGCCGGUCCGAAUACUUUGGUGACCACUGUGGUGGCCUCCGAUAAGGAUGGUGAUAAUGUACGAUUUGGAUUCGUGGGUGGCGGCACUUCGUCGGGUCAGUUUGUCAUCGAGGAUAUAACCGGUGUGAUCCGACUGCACAAUAAAGCCAUUUCCCUGGACAGGGACAAGUACGAGUUGAACGUCACCGCCAUGGACGAUGGAUCGUGUUGUGUGAAUGGCGAUCAAACUAUCCACACCUCAACUGCCGUGGUAGUGGUCUUCAUCACCGAUGUCAACGAUAAUAAGCCGGUGUUCAAGGACUGCAGUACCUACUACCCAAAAGUCGAGGAAGGAGCUCCCAACGGAAGUCCUGUCAUCAAAGUUGUGGCCACCGAUGAGGAUAAGGGCGUGAAUGGACAGGUGAAAUACUCGAUUGUUCAGCAGCCGAAUCAGAAGGGAACAAAGUUUACAGUGGACGAGGAAACUGGAGAGGUGUCCACCAACAAGGUGUUCGAUCGUGAAGGAGAUGACGGCAAGUUUGUGUCGGUCACAGUUAAGGCCACCGAUCAGGGUGAUCCAAGUCUGGAGGGUGUCUGCUCUUUUACUGUGGAAAUCACAGACGUUAACGAUAAUCCCCCACUAUUCGAUCGUCAGAAAUAUGUGGAGAAUGUAAAACAGGAUGCCAGCAUUGGCACGAAUAUCCUCCGUGUCUCCGCUUCUGAUGAAGAUGCCGAUAACAAUGGAGCUAUAGUAUACAGCCUGACUGCCCCCUUCAAUCCUAACGAUCUGGAAUAUUUUGAAAUUCAGGCCGAAUCCGGUUGGAUUGUGCUGAAGAAACCGCUUGACGGUUGUUAUCCACGUGAUCGAUAUCGUUUGAGGGUUAGCGCCUCCGAUAAGGGCACUCCCGCCUCGGCAGCCGAUGUCGACGUUGAGUUAGAUGUCGUCGAUCGGAAUAAUAAGCCGCCCAUUUGGGAUAAGAUCGUUUACGGGCCGAUUUACAUACGCGAGAAUGUAACUGUGGGUACGGUUGUAACAUCAGUUAAGGCAAGUUCGGGCAUUGAAGGCAAUCCCACAGUUUUCUAUCGACUGAUGCCCGGGUCAACGGCCCAAACGAACAAAUUUCACACGUUCUACUUGCAACAAAGACCGGACAAUGGCGACACUUGGGCCGAUAUAAAAGUAAAUCAUCCGCUGGACUACGAGAGCAUCAAGGAAUACAAUCUAACCAUACGUGUGGAGAACAACGGGGCCCAACAAUUGGCAUCGGAAGCGACCGUUUACAUAAUGCUCGAGGAUGUUAAUGAUGAAAUACCUUUAUUCACCGAACGCGAACAGGAAACGGUGCUCGAGGGCGAACCGAUUGGCACCAAAGUGACACAAGUGAACGCCAUCGACAAGGAUGGCACAUUCCCAAAUAAUCAGGUCUACUACUACAUUGUCGAUUCGCCACGAAACGAGGGCAAAGAAUUCUUUGAAAUCAACCUGCAGAGUGGAGAGAUAUUCACGAAAACCGUGUUCGACAGGGAGAAGAAGGGCGCCUAUGCCCUCGAAGUGGAGGCUCGGGAUGGAGCUCCUUCGGCGCGACCCAAUAGCAAUGGACCCAAUUCAGUCACCAAAUUCAUACGCAUUGGCAUCGCCGAUAAAAACGAUAAUCCGCCCUAUUUCGACAAAUCGCUGUACGAGGCCGAAGUGGAUGAGAACGAGGACAUUCAGCACACAGUGCUCACUGUAACGGCCAAGGAUCACGACGAGUCCUCACGUAUCCGCUAUGAAAUUACAAGCGGCAACAUCGGCGGCGCUUUUGCGGUUAAAAAUAUGACGGGUGCCAUUUAUGUAGCUGGCGCUUUAGAUUACGAAACUCGACGCCGGUACGAGCUUCGUUUGGCGGCCUCAGAUAAUUUGAAGGAGAACUACACCACCGUGAUUAUCCAUGUCAAGGAUGUAAACGAUAAUCCCCCCGUUUUUGAGCGACCCACUUAUCGUACCCAGAUUACCGAAGAGGAUGAUCGUAAUUUGCCCAAACGCGUCUUGCAGGUUACGGCCACAGAUGGCGACAAGGAUCGUCCCCAGAACAUCGUGUACUUCCUCACGGGGCAAGGCAUUGAUCCGGAUAAUCCAGCCAAUAGCAAAUUCGACAUUAACCGCACCACUGGCGAAAUAUUCGUUUUAAAGCCCCUGGAUCGCGAUCAACCGAACGGACGACCCCAGUGGCGCUUCACUGUAUUCGCCCAGGACGAGGGCGGCGAGGGGCUCGUGGGCUAUGCGGAUGUCCAGGUCAAUCUGAAGGACAUCAACGAUAAUGCCCCCAUUUUCCCGCAGGGCGUGUACUUUGGCAAUGUCACGGAGAACGGCACCGCCGGCAUGGUGGUGAUGACCAUGACGGCCGUGGAUUACGACGACCCCAACGAGGGCUCCAACGCCCGACUGGUCUACUCCAUCGAGAAGAACGUGAUUGAGGAGGAGACCGGGUCGCCCAUUUUCGAAAUCGAACCCGACACGGGUGUGAUUAAGACCGCAGUGUGUUGUCUGGAUCGCGAGAGAACCCCGGACUAUUCGAUACAGGUCGUUGCAAUGGACGGCGGGGGGUUGAAGGGGACGGGGACGGCCUCCAUACGGGUUAAGGAUAUCAACGAUAUGCCGCCGCAGUUCACGAAGGACGAAUGGUUUACGGAAGUGGACGAAACGGAUGGCACGGCCCUGCCAGAAAUGCCCAUUUUAACCGUGACCGUGCACGAUGAAGACGAAACGAAUAAGUUCCAGUACAAAGUGAUCGAUAACAGCGGCUACGGAGCCGAUAAAUUCACCAUGGUGCGGAAUAACGAUGGCACUGGCUCCCUGAAAAUCGUCCAGCCCCUGGACUACGAGGAUCAACUGCAAAGCAAUGGCUUCCGUUUCCGCAUCCAAGUGAACGACAAGGGCGAGGACAACGACAAUGAUAAAUACCACGUGGCCUACUCGUGGGUUGUGGUCAAACUGAGGGACAUCAACGACAAUAAGCCGCAUUUCGAGCGGGCCAAUGUGGAGGUCUCCGUUUUCGAGGACACCAAAGUGGGCACCGAACUAGAGAAGUUCAAGGCCACCGAUCCGGAUCAGGGUGGCAAGAGCAAGGUCUCCUAUUCCAUCGAUCGUUCCUCGGAUCGCCAGCGCCAGUUUGCCAUCAACCAGAAUGGAUCGGUUACCAUUCAACGCUCCUUGGACCGCGAAGUUGUGCCCCGUCAUCAGGUCAAGAUCCUGGCCAUUGACGACGGCUCUCCACCGAAAACCGCCACUGCCACGCUCACAGUUAUCGUUCAGGACAUCAACGAUAAUGCUCCCAAGUUCCUGAAGGACUACCGACCCGUUCUGCCGGAGCAUGUGCCUCCACGUAAGGUGGUCGAGAUCCUGGCCACCGACGAUGACGAUCGCUCCAAGAGCAAUGGUCCACCAUUCCAGUUCCGCUUGGACCCCAGUGCCGAUGAUAUCAUCCGUGCCUCCUUCAAGGUGGAACAGGAUCAGAAGGGUGCCAAUGGUGAUGGCAUGGCUGUGAUUUCCUCCCUGCGAUCCUUCGAUCGCGAGCAGCAAAAGGAGUAUAUGAUCCCGAUUGUGAUCAAGGAUCACGGUUCGCCAGCGAUGACGGGAACCAGUACAUUGACCGUCAUAAUCGGUGAUGUGAAUGACAACAAAAUGCAGCCUGGCUCCAAAGACAUAUUUGUUUACAACUACCAAGGACAAUCACCGGACACGCCAAUUGGUCGAGUUUAUGUCUACGAUUUGGAUGAUUGGGAUCUGCCCGACAAGAAGUUCUACUGGGAGGCCAUGGAGCAUCCGCGAUUCAAGUUGGAUGAGGAUUCCGGCAUGGUCACCAUGCGGGCAGGCACUCGCGAGGGACGUUAUCAUCUCAGGUUCAAAGUCUACGAUCGCAAACACACCCAAACCGACAUUCCAGCCAAUGUCACGGUUACCGUGAGGGAAAUCCCCCAUGAAGCUGUCAUAAAUUCGGGAUCCGUACGCCUGUCUGGCAUUUCAGACGAAGACUUCAUUCGCGUGUGGAAUUACAGAACCCAGAGCAUGAGUCGCUCGAAAAUGGAUCGUUUUAGGGAUAAACUCGCCGACUUGCUGAAUACCGAAAGAGAGAACGUGGACAUAUUCAGUGUGCAAUUGAAGAGGAAAAAUCCGCCUCUAACUGAUAUAAGGUUCUCGGCCCAUGGAUCUCCGUAUUACAAACCCGUCAGGCUAAAUGGCAUUGUUUUGAUGCACCGCGAGGAGAUCGAAAAGGAUGUGGGCAUCAAUAUCACCAUGGUGGGCAUCGAUGAAUGUCUGUAUGAGAAUCAAAUGUGCGAGGGUAGCUGCACAAAUGCCCUGGAAAUAAGUCCGUUGCCAUAUAUGGUAAAUGCCAACAAAACUGCCUUGGUCGGAGUUCGAGUGGACACGAUUGCCGACUGUACCUGUGGUGCUCGCAACUUCUCCAAGCCCGAAUCCUGUCGAACCACGCCUUGUCACAACGGUGGACGUUGUGUGGACACCAGAUUUGGACCCCACUGCUCUUGUCCAGUGGGCUAUGCCGGUCCCAGAUGUCAGCAAACCACUCGCAGUUUCCGUGGAAACGGCUGGGCCUGGUAUCCACCUCUUGAAAUGUGCGACGAGUCGCAUUUGAGUCUGGAGUUUAUCACCCGAAAACCCGAUGGUCUCAUCAUCUACAACGGACCCAUUGUUCCACCCGAACGGGAUGAGAAGCUUAUAUCCGACUUUAUUGCCCUGGAAUUGGAGCGUGGUUAUCCCAGGCUCCUCAUCGACUUCGGUUCGGGAACCUUGGAACUAAGAGUGAAGACCAAGAAGACAUUGGACGACGGUGAGUGGCACAGAAUCGAUCUGUUUUGGAAUACCGAAAGCAUUCGCAUGGUUGUGGACUUCUGCAAAUCAGCGGAGAUAGCCGAAAUGGAGGAUGGAACUCCGCCCGAAUUCGAUGAUAUGUCCUGCCAGGCGAGAGGACAAAUUCCGCCAUUUGAUGAGUACCUGAAUGUAAAUGCUCCUCUGCAAGUGGGUGGCUUAUACCGCGAGCAGUUCGAUCAAAGUCUGUACUUCUGGCACUAUAUGCCCACGGCCAAGGGUUUCGAUGGUUGCAUCAGGAAUUUGGUUCACAACUCCAAGCUCUACGAUCUGGCACAUCCGGGACUUUCGAGGAACAGUAUGGCAGGUUGUCCACAAACCGAGGAAGUUUGCGCCCAAACGGAGACCACAGCUCGUUGCUGGGAACAUGGAAAUUGUGUGGGAUCCCUGUCCGAAGCCCGAUGCCAUUGUCGACCAGGGUGGACGGGUCCUGCCUGUAAUAUUCCCACAAUACCCACCACUUUCAAGGCGCAGAGCUAUGUGAAGUAUGCCCUGAGCUUCGAACCAGAUCGAUUCAGCACUCAAGUCCAGCUGAGAUUCCGUACCAGAGAGGAGUACGGAGAACUUUUCCGUGUAAGCGAUCAGCACAAUCGGGAAUACGGAAUUCUGGAGAUCAAGGAUGGCCACCUGCACUUCCGAUACAAUCUGAAUUCCCUCCGCACCGAAGAAAAGGAUCUCUGGCUAAAUGCCAUUGUGGUUAACGAUGGCCAGUGGCAUGUGGUGAAGGUGAAUCGUUAUGGCUCUGCUGCUACCCUGGAAUUGGAUGGAGGCGAGGGUCGUCGCUACAACGAGACCUUUGAGUUCGUGGGACAUCAGUGGUUGUUGGUGGACAAACAGGAGGGUGUCUAUGCAGGCGGAAAGGCCGAAUACACUGGCGUCAGAACCUUUGAGGUAUAUGCCGAUUACCAGAAGAGCUGUCUCGAUGAUAUACGUCUUGAAGGCAAACACCUUCCAUUGCCACCGGCGAUGAAUGGCACCCAAUGGGGACAGGCCACAAUGGCCAGGAAUCUGGAGAAGGGUUGUCCUUCAAAUAAACCCUGCUCGAAUGUAAUCUGCCCCGAUCCUUUCGAGUGCGUGGACCUGUGGAAUGUCUACGAGUGCACUUGCGGCGAAGGACGCGUAAUGUCGCCCGAUUCCAAGGGCUGUAUGGAUCGCAACGAGUGUCUCGAUCUGCCCUGCAUGAACGGUGCCACAUGCAUCAAUCUCGAGCCCCGUCUGCGGUAUCGAUGCAUUUGCCCCGACGGUUUCUGGGGCGAGAAUUGCGAACUGGUGCAGGAGGGGCAGACCUUAAAGCUCAGCAUGGGCGCCCUGGCGGCGAUUUUGGUCUGCCUUUUAAUCAUACUGAUACUCGUCUUGGUGUUCGUCGUAUACAAUCGUCGGCGUGAGGCGCAUAUCAAAUAUCCGGGUCCCGAUGAUGAUGUGCGCGAGAAUAUAAUCAACUAUGACGAUGAGGGAGGCGGCGAGGACGAUAUGACCGCCUUUGAUAUCACGCCUCUGCAGAUACCAAUUGGUGGGCCAAUGCCACCUGAGCUGGCGCCCAUGAAAAUGCCAAUUAUGUAUCCCGUUAUGACCUUAAUGCCAGGUCAGGAACCCAAUGUGGGCAUGUUCAUUGAGGAGCAUAAAAAGCGUGCCGAUGGAGAUCCAAAUGCGCCGCCCUUCGAUGACUUGAGGAAUUACGCGUAUGAAGGCGGCGGCAGCACUGCCGGAUCGCUUAGCUCGUUGGCUUCAGGAACUGAUGACGAGCAGCAGGAGUAUGACUACCUCGGGGCCUGGGGGCCACGCUUCGACAAGCUGGCCAAUAUGUACGGACCCGAGGCGCCCAAUCCCCACAAUACCGAACUAGAAUUGUAAGCUGGGAGACCGAGGAAUGGCAAAGAAUAGAGUGGGGAGAAGGGAGCGACCGAAUCCAAAUCCGAAGCGGAUACCUAGAUGAACAAACUAAAACUGUUAGUAGAUACAAAGUUGCAUUUAAAUCGAAAUGAAAACCCCACUCACGAGGGAAACUCACACACAAAGAAAGCGCAACCAAAGAGGCAUCUUAAUGCUGAAGUUGGCAGAACUCUCUACGUAAAUGGAAACUAAGAACUAGAAAACUAAAAGGGGAGGGAAAAUGGAUAUGGAAAUGAAGGAUAAAUCAAACACAUAUUAUGACACGUAAAAUGACAUUUGUAAAAAUAUUUCAUCAGCAUUUAAAUUUAAAUAUUUACGAUAAUGAGAUUAAGUUAUUAGGGCAACCCAAACCGAAACUUACGGUUGCACUUUUUCCAGCAUUUUUUGCGGGGCAAGCUAAGAACGAAUUAAGAAAAAUGAGAAAUUGAGAAUUGUAAGAUGUAGAAGAGAGCAUACCAAAGUUUAGUUUAGGAGCGCUUAUGAAUUUAUAACUUUAAUUCUCGAACAGAUUUGUUGUGCAUAUUAUUUUAAGUUGUAAUUAUUAUUUUAAGCAUUUUCUGUUUAGAAGUGUGUGACGUUUUGUGUGAGUCAUUUAGCGGUUAAGCCAGAAAUAUUCUCAACGCCUUUAAUUUAUCGUCAAUUUAAGUUAAUCAUUUUUUAUUUCGCAUUACUUUUUAAGGAUUACAAUUAAACAGAAUUAAAAAUUAUAUAAAGGAAUACCCAAAGACUGUUUUCGUUCCAUCAUAACAAGUAUAUACAUACAUUAAAAACACGAAACAUAUAUAUAUUAACAUAUAAACAUUACGAAAUUUUUAACUGCAAAUCGAAUGGCAUUUCGCAAGCUGUCGCAAUGUGUAUCAUUCAAUUUAAAGUAAACCACAAUCGGCAUACCCUUGGCAAAUGCCAAGAAGAAAAUACUCCUAAAAAGAUAUUCUAAAUGCAGAAAACCUAUGCUAAAAUCUCCACACAAAGCGAAUCUAGCCGAAGAAAUGCUGGCAAAGUAAAGUAAAGUAAAGAAAAAGAAAAAUUACCUUUAGAUGAACUUAGCGCAAUUGAUAUAAUUAAAAUGAAUACUUAAAAAGAAAAAAAAGAUAUAUAUUAAUGAUGAAAAAGUAUUUUACAUUGUAUAUAUUAUUAGUUUUAGCACGUAUACAAAAGAACACAGACACAAAAACAAUAUUAAACCAGAUGAAGUUGGUAGCAAAAACUUAAAUCUUAUUAAGUCAUUUCAACUAGAAUGGAAGAAUGCAUUCAACUAAAAAUAAUAAAAUCCUCCAUAUACAUAAACCUUAAAAGCAACUGCAUUUAAAAACAAACUUUUUCCACAUGACAAAGCAAACGUUUGCAGAUUAGUUCUACUUUUCCAAUUGUUCGCUGAAACUUUUAUCGAUAGAUAAUAGUCGCAAAAUUUUAUUAUUUUCAUUUGUUGUUGCAUAGACAAACACACAUAAUAAAAGUUGAUUUUGUAAGUUGAGUUCACGUUUUUAUUUCAAACUGUCAGCCAGAUAAAACAAAUCAGAAAAACAGUUUAUUGAAUACCGAUUACCGAUUGUAGAGAACCGUAAGUACAUAAUAUAAAAAUAAAUAUAUGAAAUCUAUCUAAAUCAUAGAGUUUUCCAGGCAGCAUGGCCAAAAACAUGAUCCUAUUGAAAAUUAUGUUUCAGUUCCUUAAUUUUGACAAAUUUCCCCUUUAGGCAGAUAAAAAUCACCCACACAGCCACACACAAUUUUCGGUAUUCGAAUUAUUCCUACUACCACAAGAGAAACGUUAAGGAAAAGUACUUAAGAAAUACUUACCAUAUACAUAUAACAAAAGAAAGUGGAGAAAAUCUAACAAAACUGCAACAAAAGUUGACUAUUGAAAAGUGCAAAGAUUUUAACGUAAUUGUUAAACCAUACAGCGAAAUAAAAUAAUAAUAAACUUCUCUGCUGUACUUGUUUGAGAAAAUUCAUAGAAAUUUUAAAGCACAUUAAUUGUUAAAUCGAAACGUAGCUCGAAGUAGCCAUUAAAGAAUAUCCGGAGCCAUUUUGAAUGAUUUGCCUGUGCAGCUACAGUGCGGUACGGUACAGCAAGUCCGCAAACACAGACAUACACUGAACACUGCCAAAACAAUGGCUUAGUUGCGCAAAGACUCGUAGACUCAACGAACUUUUCAUUUUUGGCUUUCGCUUUUCUACCGCCCAUUUAGAAUUUUUCAUUUGACCUUCUUUCUGACGCAUCUGACUAUGAAUAAAUUUUGCAUUUAUAUAUGUAUAGGUCGAACAGCCAACGGAAACGAAAAAAAAAUCUCAAACACCCACAAACCACACAAUGCAAACAUUUUAAAUUGAAGACAUUCGAUAAACAGCAAACAAAAGAACCGACGCGAUAUUUUGUAUUUAUAACAGCAGAAAAGACACACAGAAUAAAAGCAAAAUAAGUAGAAUGGCAAGUGAAUUAUAUACUCAUUUACACGUAUUUGUUAUAUAUUUUGUAAUGUAAGUUAGAAGCAUAUACGAUAUAUUGAAUACUGCACACACACAUACAUAUAUAAUGCGAAAUACAUUUACACCAGAGGAACCCAAACACAGCGACAGACUGACAGAUAGACAGACAAAUACAUGCGAUGCAAGAAUCAUACUAUUUGAUAACUGUGUAUUUAUAAUGUAUGCAUUUUUUACCAACCCAAAAACAAGCGGCAAAAAAAAAACCGAAUCUCCUCUAUAAAACGUAAAUCCCAUUAAGUCUAAUAAAAUGGAAAACAGAUACACACACAAACACAAAAGGAAAUGCGAAACCAAAAAAAACAAAAAACCGAUUUGAAUGCAGUUUUAGAUAAAUUUGCAUAUAAGUACAUUAUUAUGUAAAAUCACUUUAAUAUACAGUAAACAGAAAAGGAAAACGGAAACUAGUAUUAAAAAAUGAAAUUAUGAAUAAAUUACGAGUAAUAAUAAUAAAACAGAAGUGCAGCAAACUGCUAGAAAAACUAACAAAUCAAUUGUGUCAGUAUCAAAAAUGAUAAAAAUGCUAAUUAAGUAAGCAACAGAGAAAAGGCGUGAAAAACUUGUAAGCUAAUCACGCGCCACUUGAGGAAAAUGGGGAAAAUAUUUAUUUAAGGAAACCUAUACACGAACAUACACACAAAAAAACACAUUGACAUAUACACACAUUCACUCAUAGACAACAACAACUGCAAUUAUAUUAAACGAGAAAUUAUUAUAAAAGCAAGAAAACACACAAAAAGAAAAGUGGAAAGCAAACAAAAACAAG